This is a messenger RNA of Emiliania huxleyi CCMP1516, 2664 nucleotides long. RefSeq lists its product as hypothetical. Gene Ontology annotation, biological process: protein localization to plasma membrane; positive regulation of protein targeting to membrane; positive regulation of vesicle fusion. The transcript has 6 exons. Gene Ontology annotation, molecular function: calcium-dependent phospholipid binding; calcium ion binding. Gene Ontology annotation, cellular component: plasma membrane. The record is from RefSeq and is a predicted model, not a curated record. Lineage: Eukaryota; Haptophyta; Isochrysidales; Noelaerhabdaceae. The coding region runs from base 1 to 2664 and encodes 887 amino acids.
AUGCCGGCCGUGAUAAAGAUUCGCGUCUGCUCCGCGCGCAAUCUGCCGGUGAUGGAUCGGACGACGGAACUCACCGACGCGUACAUCACGCUGCAAUUUGCCGAUGCGCCGCAGCUCCGCACGCACGUCGCCCGCCGCACGCUCAACCCGCUGUGGAACCGCGAGUUUCGGAUCGAGGUGGCUGAUGACAACGAGCUGCAGGACCACCCGUUGCAGAUCCGCUGCUGGGACAAGGAUAUCAUGUCCUCGGACGAUGAGAUUGGCGCGGUGACGGUCGACCUCAACCCGCUGCUGCUGCAGCCGACGCAGCUCUCGGGAUGGUACCCGCUCUACGACACGCUCCGCGGCUUCUGCGGUGAGCUGUCGCUCGUGAUCAAGAUGGACUUCAUCGGCGACGUGAACCCCUUCAAGGAGAGCGGCGCCGGCGUCCAGUUCUUCUCGCUCGCCGCGCCGCCCGCCGGGAUGCGACUCGCCUCGGUGCAGGGCUUGGUGGAGGAGCUAAUCUCCGCGCCCGACCCGGAGCACCACUGGGUCGACUCGUUCCGGACGGCGCGCCUCUCCAACGAGCGCCGCCAGCUCCUGCUAGCCGAGCUGUCGGGCAAGUUGCGCCGGCAGAUGGGCUCAAAGGUGCUCGAGGCGGGCGGCAACGCCGUCCUCUCCUUCUGCAUCACCCUCGACCUCGAGGGCGAGCAGUCGGGCGCCAUCGUCGCCAGGGGGCUCGGCACCUCCGCGCGAGGCAAGCCGCCCGCCGCAGAGGGCGACGAGGAGAGGGGCGAGGGAGGCGGCUCCUCGCGCCGGACGGGCCGGCAGCGCUCGCGCGCCGUGUCGGAGGUUGCCCUGCUCACGAUGGGCUCCUUCCCGCAGCACGUGCCCGUCCGGAUCGGCGGCGUCGUCUCUGCGCGCUCGGUCAAGCUCCUCCUCUCCUCGUCGCAGGCGGCGCAGCUCGCCAUCCUGUCCGCCUCGGGAACCGCGGUGCGGAUGCACCUCCCGGACGACUUCUCGCGCCGGAGGAGGCCGCCGCCGACGGUGUGCACGCUCGGGCACACUCCGUACGCGCCGACGGAGCCGCCCUUCCCGACGCGCAUGCAGCCGUGCGGCCUGUGCGGCCGCAAGCACGUGCCGGAGCUGCUGCUCGCCACCGUCGACCGCCCUCCCUGGCUGCCCGCCCUCGGCGAGCCGUGCGUGAUCCAGGCGCGCGUCUGCCGCCAGAAGAAGCGGCAGCAAGGCGAGGCGCACGCGGCGGCAGUCUCGCAGGCCCUCCCCUUCCUCGAGUACGACCUGCACCGGCAGCUGCAGUACAAGCUGCAGAUCCAGGGCAAGAACGCCCUCUUCGGUUUGCGCGUGACGGUCGACGUCGGCGAGACGUUGCUUCUCGCCGUGGCAGAGGCGACCGGCCUCUGCCUCCCACUGCUGCCUCCCGCGAGACCCCUCUCCAUCCGGCGAAACAUCGACGUGCUCGACGACGAGGACCGCUACCUCGUGCAAUUGCAGCGCCAGAUCGAGGCCGCGUCGCUCGCCUCCGCUGCCGCCCACGCGCCGCCGCCCUCGCCCCAUGCCAGCGGCGGCGGCAUGCAGCCAGCCGGCGCGAUGCUGCCACAGGACCGGGCGACGCAGGCGGGGCACGAGCGGCGGGACGAGGCCGACGGGCGGUACACCGGCGGCUGGCGCGGCUACGGCGCCGACGGGCUCGGCUCGAAGCCGGCGUUUGUGGUGGACGUGGACGACGAGAUGGACGAGGACAUGAUGGCGGUGCUGCUCGACCCGCCGCUGCCGGGCGACCCGACCCUCCUCGCCUCCGAGGCCGAGCUCGCCGACGCCAUCGCGCCGCUCGAGAUGCGCGGCAUCGCGCCGGAGCGAGCGACGCUCCUCUCGCUCGUGAGGAGGGUGAGGCUCGACGUCGCCAACGUGGCGCCCAACCAGCUGAACCAGCAGUUCUCGCGCGCCAUCCACGAGCUCGACGCCGCGCUCGCCAUCAAGGUGCGCCGGCUGGGCCCCUCCCUCGUGUACAAGGCGACGACCAAGGUUGCGCAGCCCGAGGAGCACGAGGUCGAGCUGCAGCUCACCGCCCACGCGCUGCGGUACGCGCCGCCCGCCGAGGCGGACAUGCCCGCCAAGGUGGCCCACUCCGGCGAGGCCGCGCCGGUCGCCGAGCCGGAGGAGCGGGACGCCGGCGCGAAGCCGACCGAGGCGCCGCCGCAAGAGCGGCCCGCGGAGGCUGCCGACCCCGUGUCGCUCGCGCCGCCACCCGUAAGGGUCUCGGUGGAGAAGGAGGCGGCGUGCGAGGUGGCGCCAGAAUCGGGCGCGCAGCCGCUGGCUGCGGUGGAGGUUGUGCUCGUGCCCCUCUCCUUUGUGCCUGGCUGCGCGACCGUCGGCGUGCUCGGCCCACUGUCGCUGCACCUGAUCAAGGAGACGUGGUCGUUGCGCGAGGAGGGCGGAGUCGGCAACUUUUGCCACGCCUUCGUCGCCGAAGCACAGGAGCUUGCGCGCGCACACAUUGGCGCGCGGGGCGGGAACGCCGCCCUCCACUUCGCAGCGGAGCUCAACCUGACCGUGCACGAGCCAAAGAAGGACCACGCGUACGCACUCAUCCACUGCCAUGCAGACGCGGCGCUCGUCCGAUCGCUCGCUGAGUACCGCACAUGGCCGAGUGGCGCACAGUCUUAG